Messenger RNA from Caenorhabditis briggsae, 801 nucleotides. RefSeq names its product Protein CBR-RNH-1.0 (gene Cbr-rnh-1.0). Gene Ontology annotation, molecular function: nucleic acid binding; RNA-DNA hybrid ribonuclease activity; magnesium ion binding. The transcript is spliced from 5 exons. Gene Ontology annotation, biological process: DNA replication, removal of RNA primer. Lineage: Eukaryota; Metazoa; Nematoda; Chromadorea; Rhabditida; Rhabditidae. The coding region runs from base 1 to 801 and encodes 266 amino acids. The record is from RefSeq and is a predicted model, not a curated record.
AUGGGUAAGAACGAUCAAUACUAUGCAGUGGCACGGGGCCGUCAGGUUGGCAUCUACCGUACCUGGAACGAAUGCAAAACGCAGGUCGACGGAUUCCAAAGCGCGAGAUACAAGAAGUUUCCCUCUGAAGCCGAAGCACGCAAGUUUGUCGCCGACAAUAUCAAUGUAGCUGGUUCGAUGCCCAAGCCAGACGUCCCUACAGUUAAAGUUGGAGCUUCUUUAAACAAUAAGUCAACACCUUCAACGCCAGAUGGAACGAGAAAAAGAAAGGGAAACGAAUCAUGGAGAUCAUCACCAGCAAAACGGUCGAAACCCGAUCCGGAAGUCACAGACCCAGAGUUCAUAGAUGCUCCUGUCGUUUACACAGACGGAGCUUGCUCUAAGAAUGGAAAGGCGAAAGCACGUGCUGGAUGGGGAGUCUAUUGGGGCGAAGACAGUGAGGAUAAUGCAUUCGGUCCCGUCUACGGAACAGCGACUAACAAUCGAGGAGAGCUGAUUGCCGUUGAAAAAGCUCUGGAGAAGGCAAUCGAGAAGGGACUGACCAAACUCGUAGUGAAGACCGACUCGAAUCUUCUCGUCCAAUCGAUAAACAUCUGGAUUCAUGGCUGGAAGCGGAAGGGAUGGAAGACUGCGACAGGAUCAGAUGUUCUUAAUAAGGAUGUGCUUGUGAAAAUCGAUAAUUUGAGACAGAAGCUGAAGGUAAAGUUCAUGCAUGUUCGCGGUCAUGCUGGCGUCGAUGGAAACGAGAAGGCCGACAAAUUGGCUAGAAAAGGAGCGGCCAUGUAUACAAAAAUGGGUUAA